UGAAGCAGCGUUCUCGUGUUGCUAUUGCUUUUGAUCGUUUCUAGGGUUUUCUCUUCCUUUCUCUUUUAUACUGGUAGAUGAAGAAGAAGUCGGUCGAUGGACUGAGGCUUCUAGUUAGGGGGCAGUGAUGAGAUUGAAGAAAGUCAUGCACCACUCUGAUUGAUCAAAUCUGUGCUGAUAAAUCUUUCUUACCCAUUUUUUUUCUGAGCCCCUUUUCUUCUUUUCUUCUUUCCGCUUUCAUCACAUUUCCCUUCCUUUCUCUCUUUCUGUUUUCUUGUGGGUUAAGUUUCAGAAUUGUUUAUGUGAUUUCUUGAUUUGAUUUGAUUUUUUUUUUUCAUAUUCUUGAAAUUAAAAUGGAUUGAAUUGUUGAGAGAUGAAAAGGUAAAAGGAGCCAAGUGAUGGGGUCUUGUUUUCCAAAGAAGGCCAAAACCAUGAUGCGGACCGCAUAAAGCAAUGGCUUUGGCUUUUGCUUCUGGGGAUAAACUUUUGGUUUCUGAUGGUUUCCUCCUUUAGAAAUUUUCAGUUUUUUCAUUGCUCCAAUUUAUUUUUAUUUUCGUUUUAAAGGGGUGUUUUUUUUGUUUUUUUUUAUUUUUAUGUUUGCUUAUUUAAAUAAUUAAUAAAUAUUUAAAUUUAUGUUGAAGGGAAAUUAUAUCAGCUUCGCAUUCUUCCUAUAUUGAGGUUUUAUUAAUUAUCGUUUUCUUCUAUGUUGUUGUGUUAAAUGAUCUUUUUAAAUUUGAGGUAAAAGGCACCAUAGUCAUCCAAUUCAAAACCCAAACCCUUUGGAGAAGAAAUCCUCAAAUUUGGGGUGUAGAUUAAGCCCUUAUUUAAUUCUCAAAUCAUAGCCUAAAAAGAACUUUAAUCCCUAAAUCAUCACCAUAUUCAAAUCUCACACAUUAUUGAGAUGAUGAGGGGAAGGAAGUGGUCCCCCAAACUUAUUUAGGGUUUGUAUGAGGAAUGGCUCUAAGCUCCAAUGGGCCUUGUUGGUGGGUGCGACCCAAUGUUUAGUGGGUCAUUAUGGGCCAAUGUGUCGGGUUAAGCUAGUCUAUGUAAACCAAAUAGAUGACUCGGCCGUUGGCGAGAUCCAUGGGUCAUUCAUUUUGUUAAAAUUUUUAAUUUAAUUUUUUAAAUCAUUUUUAAUUUACUUUAAACAUCUUUAAUAAUUAUAUUUUUAAUUUUUUUAUAUUUAAUUUGUAUAAAAUUUGUUGAAAUAUUAACCUUCUAUUUUUAAAAAUAAUAAAAAAUUUACAUUUGAAUUUGUAAAAAGUAAAAAUUAUUAUUUGAGCAGGUGAAGUGGGCUAGCAAGACAGGCAACACAACAAGCCGACAUAAUGGCAUACUGAAAAGCGUGAAUGGAAUAUAAGACUGAAAAUUUAUGUCAUACUGAAAAGCGUGAAUGGAAUAUAAGACUGAAAAUUAUGAAACAAACAACGUUUGAAUGAAAGAUACUCAUGUGGGUGCAUUUGGGAUUUGAAUUAUAUACAUAUAUGAUAAGAUUAUAUAAGAUUUUUUUUACUAGGGGAUUGAGCCAAACAAAAGAGUAGUGGAUCCCUCAACAUACUUGUCUUUGUAGUCGAUUUUCAAGGAUGGCACAAAAUCAUUUCAUUACAUUAUUUAGAAUAUUAAAUCUAAGUGAAAUCAUUAUUAAAUUCUAAAACAUCUCAUGUUGCUUCAUUUCUUAUACAACCUUUAUUUUCCCCACGGGUUUCUUAUCUUUUCUAAAACAUCUUAUAUUUUCAUAUUUUUAUAUCUAUAUUGCAAGUCAUCUCGUAUCUCAAUCUACUAUAGUUUUCGUAUUUUCAUGUCAUAAUUAUUUUCUCAAAUACUUAAAAUACUUGUAAAAAUAUUUCUAAUAACUUUUCUCAAUUUACAAUACAAUUGGCACUUUCUAGUAGCUUUCCUAAAUUUGUAGGAAAUUCAACACAACUUGGCUCUAUCAAUGCAACUUAUCUGAACAUUGUGUGACUGAUAAAUGGAUAGGUGGAUAAUGGAAAGUACCGAGGCAAAUCUCGCCCGGUCCCGUCUCCACCACCACACCCCAGAAGAUAAGAAAGGAAAAAAAAAAAAUUAAAUCCCAACCAUUAGAAACGUAUGUGUUCAAAUUGUUUACAUGUUGAUGUUAAGUUUCAUGUCUUACAAAGCCGUAUCCAAAUUGUUUUCCUGGUAAUAAUAAUAGGAGGGAGACUAAGACUAUUCUUCAUGAUGUGAGGGAUUUUGGCUCUAUAUAACUUCUCCUUUGUCCAUGGAGAUUAAUAAUGUGAGAUCAGUAGCCAAUCUGUAGUGCCAGGAAAAUGGCAUCUUCGGUUGGUGAGGGUGACAAAUAUCGGUAUCAUUUGGAUGGAGAGGAGGAGAACACUGAAUGGAGAUAUGGGGCUCCUCCUAACUAUGAGGUUGUGCACAAGCUCUUUGAAGAAGGCAGGACUAAGAUAUGGCCUGCUGGGUCACUCGAAGAAAAAGUGCAGAAUCUUGUGAAGACAUGGGAAAUGGAGAUGUUCCAUAAGGUCAAUUUGGAUGACUACAAAACGACUGAUCCCAAAAAAUAUACUUUCAGCCUGAAUGGGAGGGAACCUAUGAACUAUGAAGAGAUCAUGAAAAAUGGAGGCUAUAAUCCACUGCUACAAACCUCCUUGCCUGAGAAGCUCCGGGUCUAUAACCCAGCUGAUGAAACUGCACAGUCAGCUCACCUGGCUUUCACCACAACCUUUCCACGAGGUUUUGCACUGGAGAUUCUCCAUGUCUAUUCUGGGCCACCGGUGAUUGUCUACAAAUUUAGGCACUGGGGCUUCAUGGAGGGUCCUUUUAAAGGACAUGCACCCACUGGAGAAAUGGUAGAAUUCUUUGGGAUGGCAGUCUUUGAGUUGGAUGAACAUAUGAAAAUUGUUAAGGUGGAGUUCUUUUACGACUCUGGUGAACUGCUUGGAGGUCUUGUGAAGGGUCCUACCCUGGAUAGCACUACAUAUGGGGCGUCAGCAGGCUGCCCUGUUCUGAGGAACACAGGGUAGCAUUACAACAAAUUUGUUAUGUGAUGUUUCUGCAGUAUGGGGUUGAAAUUAAGAGCACAGUUUCACAAACAAUAGGCAGCUAAAGAUCUUUAAGCACUUUGGUUUCUUGAAAUUCCCUUUUUAUGCUAGAAGUGCAGAUCUCUUGCUGGCUGCAUGUUCUAAUAUCUGUGUGUGCUCUGUGGAAAAAGACAUAAAUGUAUUUGACCUUGUUCUAGAGAAAAACAUGAAUCUGUUUGACCGAA
This is a messenger RNA of Vitis vinifera (wine grape), 3241 nucleotides long. RefSeq names its product pathogen-related protein. Lineage: Eukaryota; Viridiplantae; Streptophyta; Magnoliopsida; Vitales; Vitaceae. The record is from RefSeq and is a predicted model, not a curated record. The transcript is spliced from 4 exons. The coding region runs from base 2289 to 2999 and encodes 236 amino acids.